This is a messenger RNA of Notolabrus celidotus (New Zealand spotty), 3009 nucleotides long. It is a transcript of the gene prdm13, whose product is annotated as PR domain containing 13. Gene Ontology annotation, cellular component: nucleus. The record is from RefSeq and is a predicted model, not a curated record. Bases 1 to 1911 code for a protein of 636 amino acids. Gene Ontology annotation, molecular function: protein binding. The transcript is spliced from 4 exons. NCBI's taxonomy places the organism in Eukaryota, Metazoa, Chordata, Actinopteri, Labriformes, Labridae.
AUGGUUCUGAUCUCACCCCAAGCCAUGCAACCCACCCGGGCGUCCACCACCAUCUGUGUGUUCGCGGACUGCAGCAUCCCGGCCGGGCUCCGAAUAGGACCGGUACCGGGCAUCUUCAAACUCGGAAAGUACGUGUCGGACCGAAAGGAAGUAGGACCCAAGAAGAAGGUUCGCUUGGUUCGGGGAGAGUUCCUGGAUGAGUCGGGCUGCCCCGUGCCAGACUGGAUCGGAUUCAUCCGCGCAGCCAGGAACAGUCAGGAGCAAAACCUGGAGGCAGUGUCUGACCUACCUGGGGGACAGAUUUUCUACCGCGUGCUGAGAGAAAUCCCUGCCGGAGAGGAGCUCAGUGUUUGGUACUCCAACGCCCUGGCGCAGUGGUACGACAUCCCCACUACGGCCACUCCCACGCACGACGAGAAAGGUGAGGAGCGUUACAUCUGCUGGUACUGCUGGAGAAUAUUCAAAUUCCCGAACACACUCAAGGCCCACGUGCACUUUCAUUGCGCCCUGAGCAACGGGCGGGGGUUUGUGAGCAGCGAGCAGGCCAGAGGCACAGAGACCUUCAGCAGGUCACCAAAGUCAGGAGAUAUCCCCAACACCUCCAUCUCUCCGAGGAGCGGUCACAGCAACACCUCCAUCUCAGACUCUGGCAGGAGGGCGGUGUCCUCUUCACCUUUUCUAAGCAAAGCAGGACUGUCAAAGAAAAGCAGCACAGAGGAUCAGGAUAGGGCGCUCGACAUGAGUGUCACCUCAGCCAGAAACCAAGGACACAUCCUAGGUCUCGGAGCCACAUCAUCAAUGCUGAGCAGCAUGGGCUUCCACCCGGGCGUGCGCUCUGCCUUCAAACCGACUGGCAUCUCCAAAGUCCCGGGCUCGGACGCGUCCAGGGAAGACGCGAAUGGGAAACUGAGCAGCAUGGGAUUCAGCAAACUCAUUGGAAACAUGAAACCAAUCCGAAAUGUUGGAGAGGCUCUCAAUGGAGGAGGGAACCAUCCCUCAAAGUGCACACCUGCAAUUAUGGACUCCACUUCUCCAAUAGUGCCAUGCACAAACAAUAUCCGAGGCUUCCCGUUGUUGCCUCACAUGGAAGAGACAUCAGCUUUCAAGCACGUGGAGAGCAGGAUGCACUCCGGCCUAUCCCCAUCCCGCUACCCCCAGAUGCCCCCUGGACUCCACUUUGAGAGGUUCUCGCUCCCUCACUUCGACGGUAUGAAGACAUAUGGAGGAGACUGUAACAUCCCACUCAUGCCCUUCACUGUGUAUAACGGGGAGCUUCUGUACAGCUCACCAUACUACCCGCUGAAAUUCCACUUCAGCAACCUCCUGAAGUACCCCGAGUCAGUGUCCUACUUUGGUGCACCUCCUCUCAGUCAAGACAUAGGCUCGAUCACCAACAUCGACCGGGAAAUCGCCAUGCACACGCAACAGCUGUCUGAAAUCGCAGCGGAGAAGAACAGAACAAGGCUGGACACGAUCCCCGCUGGUAGCACUGGCAGCACCGGAUCAGGCAAGCCAAAAAAGGGACACCUGUGUCUAUAUUGUGGAAAGCUGUACUCGAGAAAAUACGGCUUGAAAAUCCACAUGAGGACUCACACUGGUUAUAAGCCGCUCAAGUGCAAAGUGUGCUUCAGGCCGUUUGGAGACCCCAGCAACCUGAAUAAACACAUCCGCCUCCACGCGGAGGGAAACACGCCCUACAGAUGCGACUUCUGUGGGAAGGUGCUCGUGCGGAGGCGGGACCUGGAGAGGCACGUGAAGUCCAGGCAUCCAGGGCAGACCAUCAAGAAACUGGAGGACAAAGCGAGCGGCCUGUUCGAGGACGCAGAGCACAAGAGCGACAAUGACAGUGAUGUGGACGUGUGCUUCACCGACGACCAGAGCGACCAAGAGUCGAGCAAAAAUAAUGACUGAGACAUUUUCACGCCCACAUAGACACAUUUCAUUGACUUUUAAUUACACCCACAACAUUACGUGGCAUUUCAGCUUUUACGGAAUCUAAUUUCUACCUUUUACAUCCUGAUCCGAGCGCGUCUGAACUACAAGACACCCAUCUGUCCAAACUCUAUGACAAUUCGCUGUUAUCAGGAAGAAAGUUUCGUUUCCUCAAUGACACUCAAACCAUGUUCUGCUUCAAGAACACUAAUCUGUGGCUUUUUUUUUUUUUUUAGAUUUGACACGCUUUUUAUAAAUAAUGCUAGAAGAAAUUCCCCAUGGUGCAGACAUUGUCAUCUAUUUCAAAUGCAAAUCACCCAAAUUAUUAUAUGUGUCUACACCACUAUCACUGCACUGCACACACAAUAGGAACACUGAGCCCACAUCAGUCACAGUCAAGAAAAAAAAACACCAAAAAAUCGAACAAAAGACACCAAUGUGUGGAAUAAAUGGCGAGGUGGCCCGUGAAUUAAAUUAUAUAUGUUUUUUUUGCAGAGUGAGAAGAGUCAGUUUUUUUUUUAAAAUCGAUGUCUCCCCUGGAAAGAUGUGGCCUCUUGUUUAUUGGAAGCUUCUUAACGAAAGGUCAAAUUGAAACAACGACACAUUCCAUCAGACUGAACACUUUUGGAAAAUAUGAGCCGCAAAGAAUACAAUUCUUCUUAUGUUAUCUUUAUUGUGAAUAAAAAAGGGCAACGAAUCCACAUUAUUCCCAUAUACCCCCUUUAAAACUAUCAGGUGCACUUUAAAACAGCAAUGGGAAAUGCUUUCCAGCUCCACAGAUAAGGGGUGAAUUACUUCGGAUUCCCUGCGCCUCAUCGAAUACCUACUUCAAUUUGCACUUUCUUGCCGAGGCGCGCUGUUCUUAAAGAAGCAGCAAGCAGCGGCGCCCUCUUUAUUUAUGGCAUUAUUUCUAGCGACAAAAAUUGUAUUGAUUGCAGUUAUGUACAGAAGUGUAAAGUAUGAUAUUUCACAAGUGUUGUAUACGUUUGUUUAUAAGUGAUCCUGUCUAUGAGCACAAUAUUUUACUCCUGUCCAUUAAGUCGUUGUUUUUGAAUAAAUUUAAUUUAAAAUAUCAAA